CCCCAUGUCACAUUUUGUGCAGCAGAAAUUUUGAGAUUGGCCGCUAUUUUUGAUGAAGAACAUCUCUUACAAUCUUAGAUUUGAACUUUUAAGAAGUAAAUGCUCAAACGAACAGUGGGUAGCUCUUUACAAACCGUCAACGAAAAAAGCAUUUCCAUGGUAACAAGUUUGCAUGACAACCAAGAACUGACUGAAGUUGUGUACACUGGUCUCGUUUGUGGAGAACAAGAUGACGACUAGGACUUCCAGGAGCCAGAGUACCAGUGAAAGGAACCAACCAUUACAGACAGGGUUUGCGUCUUUCCUGACGAAUGUGGAAGAUGACGGUACUGUAACGUAUUUUUGGCGUGCCCACUCCAUCACAGCUCUAAUCUGCCUUAUUGCAUCCCUCCUGUAUGUUUCCAUUGUUGAAGAUCAAACGAAGGAUGUGGAAUGGAAUGUUAAAAGGGGUAUUGUUGCGUGCAUCUUGGUAUUCUGCGUCUUUGGUAUGACUCAGGUACGAGAUGGCCCCUUCCGGCGCCCUCAUCCAGCUCUCUGGAGACUUGUCGUUUGUAUGAGUGUUGUCUACGAACUGUGUCUGGUCUUCUUGCUCUUCCAGACGGCUGAUGAUGCUCGUAAACUCAUUGGUUACCUGGACCCAGCAUUGGGGAAACCCCUACCUGAGCAGUCCUACGCAGAGAACUGCAAGAUUUAUGAUCCCGAAGGCCACCCAGAUAACCCAUGGGUUAACUUAUUGGACAAAAUUGAUGUUUUUGUCAUCGGGCACCUUCUAGGAUGGUACUUCAAGAUGCUAAUGAUAAGAGAUUACUGGGUGUGCUGGGUCAUCAGUAUUAUGUUUGAGGUGCUGGAGUACUCUCUGGAGCAUCAACUGCCGAACUUUGCUGAAUGCUGGUGGGAUCAUUGGGUUCUGGAUGUCAUUAUCUGCAAUGGUGCCGGUAUAUGGCUAGGAAUGAAAACUCUCAAUUACCUGAACAUGAAGAAGUACAAAUGGAGUGGUCUGUGGAAAAUACCCUCUUAUUCGGGAAAGUUAAAGAGAAUUGUUCUUCAGUUCACUCCUUAUAGUUGGACCCGAUUUGACUGGCAACCCACUGCUAAUAUUACGCGUUGGCUCGCUGUUCUUGGAAUUAUAUCUAUGUAUCUCUUAGCGGAGUUGAACACAUUCUAUCUCAAGUUCAUCCUAUGGAUUCCGCCUCCUCACAUGCUGAACUGGCUCCGACUGGUCCUCUACGUCCUUGUAGGGUCCUGUGCGCUCCGAGAAACCUUCCAAUACAUGAGUGAUCCUGACUGCAAGCAAUUUGGCCAGCAGUCUUGGGUCACGAGCGCCAUUGUCUUCACUGAGCUUCUAAUUGCCAUCAAGUUCGACCUCCCUCUCCUCCUGAAGCCGUUUCCCCGGUACAUCGCCAUUGGCUGGCUCCUUGGCCUCAUCGCAAUCAUCACCUGGACCGUCUGGAACUUCUGUAUCCACCGGGUAUCCUUUCGUUUCUGGCGAUGGACGAUAGCGAAACCAAAGACUACCAUGGAUGAGGAUCCGAGGCUCGCUGCAGAAACAGAUGAUGAAGAGGUUGACUCAAAUGGUGAUGGGCAGUCCGCUGAAACGGACUCGUCUGGUCCUAUGACGAGGUAUCGAUCACAACGCCGCGACGUAUCAUAGGGUUUACAAAACAUGACUCCAUGCCCCAAUUUCAUACACAUGCUUAGCACAAAACACUACUUAAUACAGGCUUUAUGAAAUUGGGCCAAGUCCUUGUGCUAACUUUUUUGUUAUGAACCUAGUCCUAUGUAAACCUAGUCCUAUGGGCUUGGCAGCUGUGCAUUUGACUAGCCGGUAUAGCAAAAAGCACUACUUACCAGAGCCCAAAUUCAUAAAGCUGUAUAGCAGAAAAUUCUGCUUAGCAAAUUUCUUGGCUAAGCAAGAAAUGUCCGGAGUACCAGUCACAGCAAUGGUAACUGUAUAUUGUUCUGGUGUAUGGUUAUAACCAAAUUUUUGCUACGCCAAUUUUUUUGUGCGCUCACUGCAGAUACGAAUGAUGAUGGUAAAGAGAUUGAAAUUAACAAUGCUAAAAACGACUCGUCUAUGUUGAGGUAUCGAUCACAACGCCCUGAUUUAACCUAGGGUCUACUUUUUUUUAUUGCGUCUUCAUGAAUGAAGUCUUUCUAAGAUUCAGCUAACAAAUGGAAGAAUAUGUUAUUGUAUGUUGAUGUCAAAAGUGUGUUUAAAUUUGCUUUUCAAUUAUCCGAAACAGGUGCAAUUCAUUCGACUCCCGAGAUUCAUUGGAAAAAAUGAACAACGAAAUAUGAGUACUAAACUUUUUAUCAAACCAAAAAUGUGUUUAUGUAGCAGUGUUUACAUAUAAUCAUGUAAAAAAAAUGUUUUUAUGUUUUUUUUUGUCUGUUUCCAAUUCAUUGCCAAUUAUCAUGACACUGACCGUGCAGUAGUGCACUUUAAAUUUGAGAAAAUCACUGUUUUUAAAAAUAUUCUGUCUUUUUUAAAAAUCGGGACUAAGGCAAAGACCAGGUAGUCUUGGUCCACAAAGACCAGGGUAGUCUUGGCUCAAGACGUUACUAUCUCAUAGUCGGAGUGAGCUUUUCAUUAUGAAUUCUUUGCGGCUGAAGCUAGAAAUCAAACCAAUGAUAGUGACGCUCUCUGUUGUUUGAAUUUAUCCAUGCCAAGGUCUUGGUCUUUGAACCAUUACUAAGACCAGGGCCUACCACUACCUCAGUAGACUUGAUGACAAGUCGUUAGGCGCUGCCUAUUUGUCCGCCGUUCAUGCAACAGUCACAGUGCGAUUAUACACAUGCAACGGUCGUAGGUAGCGCGUGGCGACCGACUCGCACACACAUACUGAGAUUGAGGGUGAGUGUACCGUACCCGUAGCUACACCGCGCUGCGCUUAACAAUUACCGUCUUGACUUCAAGACUACUACCUCAGGGAAAUUCCAGGGUUUGUUUGAAGCAGCCACUGGACCCACUGGCUAGAUUAGUGAUAUAUAAGAUGUUAAAUUUGCAUCAGGGAUAAAGGAUAAUAAUUUUAGUUUUUUACCCAUACACUGAUGUG
This is a messenger RNA of Asterias rubens (European starfish), 3056 nucleotides long. Its product is annotated as phosphatidylserine synthase 2-like. Gene Ontology annotation, biological process: phosphatidylserine biosynthetic process. The record is from RefSeq and is a predicted model, not a curated record. Lineage: Eukaryota; Metazoa; Echinodermata; Asteroidea; Forcipulatida; Asteriidae. The coding region runs from base 230 to 1651 and encodes 473 amino acids. The transcript is spliced from 11 exons. Gene Ontology annotation, molecular function: L-serine-phosphatidylethanolamine phosphatidyltransferase activity.